UUGCUGACAGAUAAUCCUAGGAUUCGCCCUGCUCGGAUCGUCAUUCCGGGUGUCGGCAAACUUCCCUUUGGACGUCAUACAUAACACAGGGCAGCGCCGCCUUCCAAAAAAAAAAAAAAAAAAAAAACGAGCGGCAGAAGUACUCCGGAUUCCCAGCUCCACCGUGAAAACAUACCGACACUCAAAGUAGCUGAUGGGAGAAGACGCGCUCACGUUUACUUUGUGCUCAGUGCUGCAUAAUAUACCCCGAGAAAAUCCGACAUCGUGAAUUUACAGACCCUCUUCGCCGAACGAAUAAAGGAGAUUGGAUUACGGCACGUGUCACUGAAAUUUAGACUGACACGGCAGGGUAAUUUUAGGUUGGGCAUGCCAGGAGCAGCCAGACGUUCAGCGUAGCCACUGAGCUGCUGGAGUCGGAACAAGGGGGCGAGGGAUCGAUCCGGCGGUGCGGAUGAUGGGGGAGACCGAGGACGAGAGGAGCGCCCAGGCGGGGCAGCUCUUCGAGAACUUCAUCCAGGCGUCCACCUGCAAGGGCACCCUGCAGGCCUUCUCCAUCCUCUGCAGGCAGCUGGAGCUGGACCCGCGGGACAACAGGAGCUUCUAUGGUGGGCUGAAGGCCCGGGUCACCUCCUGGAAGGCCAAGGCCCUCUGGAGCAAACUGGAUAAGAGAGCCACCCACAAGGAGUAUAAGAAGGGCAGGGCCUGCGUGGGCACCAAGUGCUUGAUCAUCGGAGGGGGCCCCUGUGGCCUUAGGACAGCCAUCGAGCUGGCCCUGCUGGGGGCCAAAGUGGUGGUGAUCGAAAAGAGGGACACCUUCUCCAGAAACAACGUGCUUCACCUCUGGCCCUACACCAUCCAUGAUCUGAGGGGCCUGGGAGCCAAGAAGUUCUACGGCAAAUUCUGCGCUGGAUCCAUAGACCACAUCAGUAUCCGCCAGCUCCAGCUCAUGUUGCUGAAGAUCGCCCUGAUUGUGGCCGUGGAGGUCCACGUCGGGGUGGAGUUUGUCAAGCUCCUGGAGCCCCCUGAGGACCAGGAGAAUGAAGGGCCCGGAUGGAGGGCGGAGCUGAGGCCAGCUGACCAUCCCAUCUCCGAGUUCGACUUUGACGUGAUCGUGGGGGCAGACGGACGCAGGAGCACACUGGAAGGUUUCAGGAGAAAGGAGUUCCGCGGGAAGCUGGCCAUCGCCAUCACGGCCAACUUCAUUAACAGGAACACCACAGCUGAGGCCAAGGUGGAGGAGAUCAGCGGCGUGGCGUUCAUCUUCAACCAGAAGUUCUUUCUCGACCUCAAGGAUGAGACAGGCAUCGAUCUUGAGAACAUCGUGUACUACAAGGACAACACACACUACUUUGUCAUGACAGCAAAGAAGCAGAGCCUUCUGGAUAAAGGAGUCAUUAUUCAUGACUACAUAGACACAGAGAAGCUCCUGAGCAGUGAGAAUGUGAACCAAGAGGCCCUGCUCUCCUACGCGCGUGAGGCCGCUGACUUUGGCACCCACUACCAGCUGCCCUCCUUGGACUUUGCCAUGAACCACAACGGGCAGCCGGACGUGGCCAUGUUUGACUUCACCUGCAUGUAUGCCUCGGAGAACGCGGCACUGGUGCGCGAGCGUUUCGGCCACCAGCUGCUGGUGGCUCUUGUCGGGGACAGUCUGCUGGAGCCCUUCUGGCCCAUGGGCACAGGGUGUGCGCGGGGUUUCUUGGCCGCUUUUGACACCGCCUGGAUGGUGAGGAGCUGGGCGCAGGGCCGCCCGCCCCUGGAGAUCCUGGCAGAGAGGGAAAGCCUAUACAGACUGUUGCCCCAGACAACACCUGAAAACAUUACCAAGAAUUUUGAACAGUACACCAUCGAUCCAGGAACCCGGUACCCCAAUCUCAACUCCAACUGUGUCAGGCCACACCAGGUGCGCCACCUGUACAUUACUGGGGAACUGCAACCCUGUUCCUUAGCACCAGCUGGCUCUGUGCGCAGAUCCGUUAAUUUCUCCCAGCGAGGGUCCAAUCCCGCAGACUCAGAGAUCAGACCCAACCGGCUGCUCGGCUGGUGUCAGAGGCAGACAGAAGGCUACAGAAACGUCAACGUGUCUGACCUCACGACCUCCUGGAAGAGCGGUCUGGCCCUGUGUGCCCUCAUUCACCGCUUCAGGCCCGACCUCAUAGACUUUGACUCCCUGAAAGAGGAGGAUGCAGCUGGGAACAGCCAGCUGGCCUUGGAAAUCGCCGAACGGGAGCUUGGCAUCUCACCCGCUGUCACGUGGAAGGAAAUGACAGCCAAUGAGGGUCCGGAUAAGCUGUGCAUGACCACGUACCUCUCCAAAUUUUACGAGAUGUUCCGGGGUACACCCACCACAGGUCCUAGGAGACAAGUGGAUGAAAACAAUGAGGACUAUUUCACAAAGUCAGCCAACUACAUUUACAACCUGAUGAACGCAGCACUGCCAAGGAAACGGGUACCAAAGGAUGACAAGAAGUUUGAGGACAACGACUCCACAAGCAAAAGAAGGCGAAGGGCCAACAGUUACUUAGAAGAGGCAACCAACUUCACCAGUCAGAGUGCAUCCUCUGGGGGCAUGGGUGGGGAAGUGAAAGAGAACAAAGUCAGGUCCAUGGCCACCCAGCUGCUGGCAAAGUUUGAGGACAACACCCCCAACUGCAUGCUCCGCAGAAAGUCUGGGUCUGACUUGGCUUGUGCUGAGAGUCUGUCCAGGCCUCUGUCUUUGGACAUGACAGAGAGUCCAUGCUUUGCCAGAAGCAAGGACCGAACCCCUCCUCCUCCUCCACCCAAGAGGCAGGUUCCGCUCCCCAGCGGCACGAAACACGUAGCGGAGCACACGGCUCCGCCCCCAGCCCCGCCCCCAACCCCGCCCAGCUCCAAACGCGUUCCUAGGAAACCCAAACCCGCGGCUCAAACAUGCGCACCGCCGCAGACGGGGUGCGAACACGACGCGGAUUACCCAGGGUACUCGGCUUCCUGCCACUCAGCGAUCCUGGCCAUGAGAGGGAUGCUCCAACGCCUGCAGCGGGUGGAGGAGGAGAUUAGCCAGAGGAAGGCGCAGACCCAGAACGCACGAGAGUUUCACAAAAAAAGUAUAAAGGAGAAGGCAGUGCACCUGAGCUCUAUGUUCUCGGGCUGCAAGGCCUCCCCGCCGCAGACUGAGAGACCCACACCUGUCCCCGUUUCCUCCGUGCCAAAAUGCACCUGGGCCCGCUCUGUCCCAGAAUCCUCUGCUUCUUCACAUUUUCCCUCCCAUGCCUCUUCAUCUUGUUCACAGGAACGCAAGUGCAAUGGCCCUGCAUAUGCGGUCUUUCAUAAACAAACUGAAUCAUGUGACUCCAAACAAACUCAAAGCUUACAUCCGUUGGCACAGAGGACUGUGGGGAAGGUGUCCUCAGUCAUAAGCGCAAAGGCCGAAACGCUUGUCACCCUCUACGAGAACGAUCACAGGCCUAAAGCAGCUGGUUCAUCUCUCUCACCGGGCGGCUCGCGGAAGGAGUUCCCACAGAACCUGGGGGGCAGCGACACGUGUCACUUUUGUGAGAAGCGCGUGUACGUGAUGGAGCGACUGGGCGCCGAGGGGUGCUUCUUCCACAGGGACUGCUUCCGCUGCCACGUCUGCGGCUCCGCCCUGCGUCUGGGGGGACACGCCUUCGAUUCCGAAGAAGGCAAAUUUUACUGCAAGGCGCACUUUGCUCAGCACAAAGCCAGUGUGAAGCACAAGAGGAGGACAGGUGACCUGCAGAAGGACGGCCGAGGGGCGGGGACCCGGGUGGGCUACCGGAGGUCGUCCCCCGACGGGACUGUCCCGCAGAGCUGCCCGCCAGGUACCCUGAGCUCGUUUCUUAGGCAACGGCUGCGCUGGCCGGUGCGCGUGACCCGGGCCGCGUGGGACGCCCCCCGGCGCCUAUCACGCUGGGCGCGCCGCGUCGUGCGCGCCACGGGCCGCCACCUGCGGGACAAUGCGGAGGAGUACGUCUUCCUGUACGAGCUCCUGAGCCUGGGCCUGCCCCUUCUCUGUGUGCUGCAGGAGGUCCUCAGCCAGAUGGGCUCAGAACCCCAGGUCCUCUCCCUCUAGGGCCGGCCCCCCCCAGCGGGCGGAGCCAGAGCUGGGCUGGGUGCCACGCUCACCUGAAACA
Megalops cyprinoides (Indo-Pacific tarpon) is the source of this 4133-nucleotide messenger RNA. It is a transcript of the gene mical2a, whose product is annotated as microtubule associated monooxygenase, calponin and LIM domain containing 2a. The coding region runs from base 452 to 4072 and encodes 1206 amino acids. The transcript has 25 exons. Gene Ontology annotation, molecular function: protein binding; FAD binding. NCBI's taxonomy places the organism in Eukaryota, Metazoa, Chordata, Actinopteri, Elopiformes, Megalopidae. The record is from RefSeq and is a predicted model, not a curated record.